AUGGUCCAAACCCGACCGAAACGCAAUGCGAGCUAUGCGUCGAACCGCUUGACGAAGAACAAUGGACCGCAGAAUAGUCUCUUGUCGAAUUUUAGAAGACCAGACAAGGACGUUGAGACGGAUACUGUGAAGGCUGAGAAGGACGAAAAACCUCCCAAACCGGAACCUGCCACGGACGAUGAGCCCGUCAGCUCCAGCGACGAGGACACCAAGCUCGGUGCGGAGACCGAGUCGGAAGAUGAAAUCAGACCCCGCGCGUCGGAGGAGAAGCUCGAGGACAAGAUGGCAAAGAGCUCGCCGAAAAGCGAAAAGGAGCUAGGAACCCCUCGUUCCGGGAAAUCGCCGCAGAAAGGACGCAAAAGGGCCGCAACGGGCCCAGCUCCCCUGGAUAAAGAUGAUGAUGGCAUGUUUCUGGAAUGGAGAUCGUCGCAACCCAACAAAAGACGUAAAUCGAACAUAUACCCAUCCAAGAGUCACCGCCCCUCCGAUGUCAGCGCCAGAGAGCCGCGUUCGAGUAUGGCUUCUGCGAAGUCGGAAACGCCUCCUGCGAGUGCUCGCAAGGCAAAACCUAAGGCAGGCAAGAAGGCGGGGACCACAUCGGCGAAGAAAACAGAAAAACCGAAACCUGAAUUUAAAGUCCCGAUUGGCGCCGAUAUCGAUAGCCCUAAUUCCAGUUCCAAGACUCGGUCCCAACCCGAGUUCAAGGUGCCACCGUUCCCUACGGAUGGGAUAUCGAGCUCUUCCUUCGCUACUUCGUCUGCUCGUGAACCACCGACUUUGGACUUUGACGACGAUGACUCUCCUCUCAGCACACCCCUUAGCUCUGCUUCCUCGACAUUCAUGCGACAGUUCGACCUGGACGAUGAAAUGCUCGCCGUGAAGGAUGAGUUAGAACAAGUUGAAUCCAAAGAAGGAUCAUUCUGCCCGAUGUGCAAGCAGGCCGUGGACCCAGAACUCCUGAUGCGGUUUCAAAACCAACCAAGACAACGGAUCCGCGAUCAGAAGCGAUUCUGCGAGUCGCACAAGCAGCAGUCUGCCGAAUCGGAGUGGCAGGAGAAGGGGUAUCCCAGCAUUGACUGGGAUAAAUUCGACGGCCGCAUCAACGGUCAUUUCGACUACAUUGACACACUCUUGUCCUCCCAGAGUCCUUCCUACUUCAGGAACAUCUUAGACACCACCAUGAAGUCUGGCAAGGCGCAGAAUUUCCGACUGACACUCGCUGGAGACGGUCUGGAGAGGAUCUCUUGCGGCUAUUAUGGCACCCGGGGUGCCGAUAAAAUGCUCCACGCGCUCACCUCGCGAUUCUCCCACAAACUUCGUCGCCUAGCGGCGAGUGACCAUAUAGUCAAGACUGCCGGCGUUGUGGGCUACACUCAAGCCGUGCUUGUCCCCGAAUUGGCUGUCCAGCUCGUCAAAGAAGACAUGGAUGUCAAUGACGAGUCCGCGCGACAGAUCUUGCGCGAAAGUAUCGACAUCGGCGAGAAAUUCAAUUUUACGCUAAACGACAAGGUCUCGGUCCCCGAAGAGGAACCGGAAGAGAACGCGAUGGUCACGGCGGAAUAG
Molecule: messenger RNA, 1563 nt
Organism: Aspergillus affinis
Lineage: Eukaryota; Fungi; Ascomycota; Eurotiomycetes; Eurotiales; Aspergillaceae
Product: RTC4 family protein
Exons: 2
Coding region: 1-1563 (520 amino acids)
Source: RefSeq, a predicted model, not a curated record